Ipomoea triloba (trilobed morning glory) is the source of this 1654-nucleotide messenger RNA. Its product is annotated as protein JINGUBANG-like. The transcript has a single exon. NCBI's taxonomy places the organism in Eukaryota, Viridiplantae, Streptophyta, Magnoliopsida, Solanales, Convolvulaceae. The coding region runs from base 14 to 1471 and encodes 485 amino acids. The record is from RefSeq and is a predicted model, not a curated record. Gene Ontology annotation, molecular function: protein binding.
CAUCGUAUCCAGCAUGAACAUGGAGUGCUAUGGCAAAAGAAGAACUCUCCAUAGCUUCAUGGAUGAAGAGAAAAAUUCCACACAAUCAUCAUUAUCUCCACCCAAUCAUCACAAUCUAUCCUACAAAUCCAUUCAAGAAUUGUGCGAUCAUGAACAACAACAGCUUCAAAUUAGCAGCCCGCCUUCAAGUAUUGCCACUAUGUAUUCACUAAUCCCACCCCCUAGCCCGGAAUCUCCUUGGACCCUUUCCCCCCUCCAAACCCCCUCCCCCUCCCUCCUCUACCACUGCAUCACCUCGCUCCACCGCCAAGACGGGAUCAUCCAUUCCGUAGCCAUCUCCAAAGGGCUGGUGUUCACGGGCUCCGAGAGCAGCCGGAUCCGCGCGUGGCGCCAACCGGACUGCAUGGAGCGCGGCUAUAUCAAGGCCCGUUGCGGCGACGUGCGCGCGAUGCUGGCCUACGGGAACACCCUUUUCACGUCCCAUAAGGAUCACAAGGUCCGGGCCUGGAGCGUAGCGAGUAGUAGUAGUCUGGAGAAGAAUUAUUCUCAUUUCCAGGCUAAGAAAAUCGCCGUCCUGCCUAAAAAGGGCUCAUCCUUUUCCAUCUUCUCCAGGGCCAGGGGCGCCUCGGGUCAGCACCACAAGGAUUGCGUUUCUUGCAUGGCGUAUUACCACGCGGGAGGCCUUCUCUACACCGGGUCGUGGGACAAGACGGUUAAAGUGUGGGCAGUGUCGAGCGGGCGUUGCGUUGACUCGUUUCACGCGCACGAGGACAACGUGAACGCCGUCGUGGUCAACCAGGACGACGGCUGCGUCUUCUCCUGCUCCUUAGACGGCUCCGUCAAGAUCUGGCGACGAGUGUACGGACAAAGCUCCCACACUCUCACCAUGACACUAAAAUUCCAACCCUCCCCGGUCAACGCACUCGCCCUAAGCCUAACCACUUCCUCAUGCUUCCUCUACUCGGGCUCCUCGGACGGGUUCAUAAAUUUCUGGGAAAAGGAGAAGAUGUCGGGCCGGUUUAACCACGGCGGGUUCUUGCAAGGCCAUAGAUUCGCCGUCCUAUGCUUAGUUGCCAUCGAGAAGCUGGUGUUCAGUGGCUCCGAGGACACCACAAUUAGGGUGUGGAGAAGAGAAGAAGGGAGCUACUUCCACGAGUGCCUUGCCGUGCUAGAUGCCCACAGAGGCCCGGUGAAAUGCUUGGCUGUUUCCUUGGAGAUUGAGAAAUAUGUGAUGGGAUUCUUGGUUUACAGUGCCAGCUUGGAUCAAACGUUUAAGGUUUGGAGAAUUAAGGUUUUGCCCGAGGCGGGCGAGGAGAAGAGAGGUUGUUUAGAGGAUAAUAAUAAUAAUAAUAGUGAAGAAGGUGAUGGUGCAGGCGACUCGAAAACGAAGAUGAAGUUUGAACAUAGUCCUGUUUUGUCUCCUUCAUGGGUAGAGAAGAAGCUUCAAGAUGUUCAUCCCCUUCAUCAUUGAUAAAGUAAAAAGUAAAAGUAAAAUAAUGCUAUAUAUGUAUCCAUCUGUAUGUAGUUAUAAGAUUUAACCAAUAUAUUGAAUUCCUUGUACUCAUUAUUUAAAUGCAAGUUGUUGAGUUGUUAAGUUGUUAUUAACUGUAUGUGUAUUUAAUAUAAUAAUACACAAUAAAUGUCAUUUAUUCAA